AUGUCUGGUCUUAGAGAUAUACGUGUGGUUGUGUCAAUCGACUUUGGCACGACGUUUUCUGGCUUUGCGCUCGCACACGUAGAUGCUAAACAUAAUAUCGAAGUCUUUAAUAGCUGGCCCAAUGGCGAGUUGAUGCGACCAAACCAAACCAAAGUUCCGACUAUACUGCUGUAUAAUCAGAGUUUAGAAGUAGUUGGAUGGGGAAAUACUGCGGUAGCGCCUGGGGGACUGUACGGAGGAGCAAGCCAAAGAAGUUCUGAUUCCCAUUUCCUGGCAGAACAGUUCAAGCUCUAUUUUUCAACCCAAGAACAUAUCCCCAAGCCACUCUUGCCUAAUAAACUCGAAUUUCUCAAAGCCAUCACGGAUUAUUUGAUAAAGUUACGAGAGAUCAUACAAGAUAGAGUCAAAAAUAAAUGGAGAGGAACCGUCGCCUUUCCCGAUCAAGUCCGUCUAGUAAUGACGCUACCAGUAGAUUGGCCACAAAAAGCCUUGGUAGAUAUGCGUAAUUGUGCCCUCGAGGCUGGGUUAAUAUCGGAGAGGCACUCGGACAAUUUGGAAUUCGUGACAGAGCCCGAGGCAGCAGCCUUGUACUGCUUGAAAAACUGUGCCGAGUAUGAAUUAAAUCCUGGAGACGCAUUCAUGAUAGUCGACUGCGGCGGCGGUACAAUCGAUCUGACGACAAGAUACUUGAUGCAAAAUGGAGGGCUCGGAGAAGAGACUGAAAGCACUGGCGAAGCAUGUGGAGGCUCCUUUGUCGACCGCGAGUUUUUAAAAUUUAUCGGUGAUAAACUUGGCAUCACCGAAAAGAAAAUGGACGAACUGCGUCGAGAUCACUAUACUCAGUUUCAAAGAAUGUUGGAAGGAUUUGUAUUUAGCGUGAAAUCUCGGUUUAACGGCAAUGAAGAAGAUUUCGGAUAUACGUCCAUGUUGCAUCUUCAAUCAGAAUGUAAGAUCCUCGUGGAGAAUGUACACGCUGACAAAAAGCUAGAGAUGGAGAAAUCGCGGUGGUCGAUUCCAUUUGCGUUUAAAGACGUAAAGCAAAUGUUUGAUACGGUGGUCGAGAAGAUAUUGCGACUGAUCAAGGAGGAAAAUCGAGGCAAUAUUUAUGGUCGGCGGCUUCAGUUCAAGGAGAAAGUCAGAAUCAUUGCGACGCCAAUGAAUCCAAUCUCUGCGGUUGUCAAGGGCGCAUUGCAUUAUGGACUCGAAUUCGAAGAUGACCCCAACAAAGCCAACUAUGGCUUAAACAAAACCAUAAAGACACGCAGGCUUAAAUGUACUUACGGAACCGAUGUUCUUGAUCCGGAUAUUGAUCCGAUUAUUAGCAUUCUCACCGGCAGCUCCAAAAUGUUCUCUCUUAUAGCCAAGCGCGGAGACGAAAUUGCAGCCGAUCAGGCAUUCAAGGAGACAUACACUCCUGUGAGAAGAAAUCAGACCGAAAUGAGCAUGAACUUGUAUUGCACACGUAGAUUUGACGUAAAGUUCGUUAACGAAGAAGACGUGACGCUCUUGAAAAAGUGGUCUAUCACCCUGCCUCCGCUAAAGACAGAUGAAUUACUACCACGGGUCGAGCUGUCAUUGAUGUUUGGCAAGUUGGAAGUAGCAGCGACGGCAUUCAAUAAAAGAACUGGAAAGAAAUGUCAAGUACAAUGCAAUCUUCCUGAAGCAGACCGCUGUUAA
Paraglomus brasilianum is the source of this 1677-nucleotide messenger RNA. NCBI's taxonomy places the organism in Eukaryota, Fungi, Glomeromycota, Glomeromycetes, Paraglomerales, Paraglomeraceae. The record is from the annotation of a GenBank genome assembly.